AUGCUUAGAAGAGAACCAACUACAAUAAAAUUAUCACCAGAAGAUGUAUUAGAAUUUGAUGAAUUUAUAGAACAACAAAAAUUACUAAAACAACAACAACCUCAACAACAACAAAAUGUUUCACAAACUUCUCAACAAAAUACUUCAACAACAAUAAAUAAUAAUAGUAAUUUACAUCAAAAUCAUAAUAAUACUGAUUUAAGUCCUUCAAGUAUAUUAUUACAAGAACAAUUAAAUAAUAGUGGUGAAGGUAUAUUACCUGAUUAUAAACAAAAUGAAAGUUUACAAGAUCGUCAAAUAAAAUCUAAAAAUGAAAGAAUUGGAGUUAAUAAAAAUUAA
Messenger RNA from Lodderomyces jiufengensis, 339 nucleotides. RefSeq lists its product as uncharacterized. The transcript has a single exon. NCBI's taxonomy places the organism in Eukaryota, Fungi, Ascomycota, Pichiomycetes, Serinales, Debaryomycetaceae. The record is from RefSeq and is a predicted model, not a curated record. Gene Ontology annotation, biological process: anaphase-promoting complex-dependent catabolic process. Gene Ontology annotation, cellular component: anaphase-promoting complex. Bases 1 to 339 code for a protein of 112 amino acids.